This is a messenger RNA of Nanorana parkeri, 545 nucleotides long. Its product is annotated as periodic tryptophan protein 2 homolog. The transcript has 5 exons. The record is from RefSeq and is a predicted model, not a curated record. Gene Ontology annotation, cellular component: small-subunit processome; Pwp2p-containing subcomplex of 90S preribosome. The annotation marks the transcript as partial. Gene Ontology annotation, molecular function: protein binding. Lineage: Eukaryota; Metazoa; Chordata; Amphibia; Anura; Dicroglossidae. Gene Ontology annotation, biological process: maturation of SSU-rRNA from tricistronic rRNA transcript (SSU-rRNA, 5.8S rRNA, LSU-rRNA); ribosomal small subunit assembly.
AUGAAGUAUUCCUAUAAGUUCAGUAACCUGUUGGGGACUUUCUAUCGCCGCGGGAACCUCACCUUCACCCCGGACGGCAAUUCCCUCCUCAGCCCCGUGGGCAAUCGCCUGAGUGUCUUCCAUCUCAAGAAUAACAAGGCGGAGACUUUACCUCUGGCCUCCCGCUGUAACCUCUCCUGCGUGGCCCUGUCCCCAGACGGCUCUCUGGCAAUCCUGGUAGAUGAAGCGUUCCUCUCUUCUCUCUGCAGGAAGUUCGUGGUGUGUCGGGGUUCCCUCGCUCUCAUGUAUCACGCUCCGGGGAAGCGACGAGAAUUUAACGCCUUCGCUUUGGAUAAAACCUUUUUUGGUCCCUACGAUGAGACGACGUGCAUUGAUUGGACGGACGACUCCCGGUGUUUUGCGGUGGGCAGUAAGGACAUGAGUACCUGGGUGUUCGGUGCCGAGCGCUGGCAGAACCUCCUUUAUUACUCGCUGGGCGGCCACAAGAACGCCAUCGUGUCCUGCUACUUCCUGGAGGACAGUCUGGAUGUAAGAGAUGCUGAUUG